CCACAGGGGUGUGGGCGGGGUGCUGCCGGUUGUGCGGUUGGCUGGGUGCCCGUGGCAGGGGCAGAACCUGGAGAGGUGGCUUCUACUCUCUUUUUUUCUAUGGGUUUCGGUCUGUGGUCUGUACCAAAAGGGUUAAAACUGGGGUUACUCCCUCCCGGUUUUUGAGUUGACAUACGUAUUAAUAUUUCUAGUAUCUCGCUGGUUUCUCUAACUUUCCCAAGUCCAAAAUAAAAUGCGUGAACAACAGAGCCACGCUGCAGUUACGUUGAGCUCCCCCAGGAACCUGUGAGGUGUUCCAGGAACACACGUGUUCAUUGAUCCGAGCUUUGCAUAAAGUCCUGGUUUAGUAGCCUGCUGGACAGCCACAGCUUUGGAAUCAGACCGGCUUGACUGCCUCCUUUACUGUGUUAGAUGGAGGCAUUAUUAAGAACUUCCUGCCACCUGUUUCUCAGCUGUAAUAGGGAUCCCUGUCUGAAGGAUCGUUAUGAAGAAUGAGUGAGAUGAUGUGUAAGUGGCACCAGCAUCCACUGAAUUGUUCAGCCCCCCCAAGCCCAGAAGCCAUUAUUGAUUUAACUCUUGCUUUCAUUGAUCAACAGUCCAGUUCUUCAAAGCGUCCUGUUGCCUCUACCUCCAGAACAGAUACUAAAUUCACCCUUUGUUUCCACCUCCAUUGCUACCACCCUGGGCCAAGCCACCAUCAUCUCUCUCCUGGACUCCUUCCUAACUGAUCUCUGUGUUCACUUACUCUCCAUAACCACUUCUUCAUAAAGCAGCUUGAUCCUUGUAAACUGGGAAUCCCGGGCGCAUGGGUGGCUCAGUCAGUUGAGUGGCUAACUCAUGGUCUCAUAGUUGGUGGGAGGGGGUCCCGAGUCAGGCUCUGUGCUGACAGCGCUGAGCCUGCUUUGGAAUCUCUCUCUCCGUCCCUCUCUGUCCCUCCCCACCCCGACCCAGGUAUGCACAUGCAAUCUCUCUCAAAAUAAUUUUUUUAAAAAUGUAAGUUUGAUCAGGGCACCUGGCUGGCUCAGUCCGUAGAGUUUGCUACACUCUUGAUCUUGGAAUAGUAAGUUUGAGCCUCACGUUGGUGUCAAGUUUACUUGAAAAACACGUAAAUCUGAUCGAGACACUGCCUUGCUUCCUAGGUGCUUUGAUGAAAUCUUAACUCCUUACCAUUAUCGAAAAAGUGCUACAUGAUCUGUCCCCUGCUGCCUUUUGAAGGCUAGCACAUUCAUCCUCUCCCACAUUGACUCUACUCCACCUAUACUGGCCUGAUUUCUGCUCUGUAAAUAUGGCAGGCCUCUGGGCCUUUGCACUUACUGGUCAGCCUGGAAUGCUUUUCCUCCACAGGAAGGCGAAAGAAAACAGUGAUUAAGAGCAAGAACUGGAGUCCAGUUGGUUUCAGAUUCCAGCUCUCCUGCUUACUAGCUUUUUGACUUGGGAGUUCUUUACAGACAACCUGUGGGGCACACUCCCUUGCUCGUGGCAGGAAGCGCUGGAUGGACUGAACCCGCCACAGCUGGCCGCACAGCUGCUGGGGAUGCCUGGGGAAGGGGAAGUGGUCAGGUAUGGGCAAGAGGGGCCCCGUGCCGGGGGACCCAGGGUGUCACUGUCAGGAUGCAAUGGAGCUAUUCACUGGGGGCCCGGGCUGGCCUAUCGCAGGUACAGGUCGGUGUGGCCACUCACCCUGCUGGCCCUGAAGUCCACAGCCUAUGCCCUGGCCUUUACCCGGACACCUGGGUUUCAGACCCCCUCAGAGUUCCUGGAGAACCCCAGCCAGAGCUCCCGCCUGACAGCCCCGUUCCGGAAACACGUCAGGCCCAAGAAGCAGCAUGAGAUCCGGAGGCUGGGAGAGUUGGUGAAGAAACUGAGUGACCUCACGGGCUGCACCCAGGUCGUGGAUAUAGGCUCAGGCCAGGGCCAUCUCUCCCGAUUCAUGUCCCUGGGGCUGGGGCUGACAGUGAAGAGCAUCGAAGGCGAUCGGAGGCUGGUGGAGAGAGCCCAGCGCCUGGACCGGGAGCUCCUGCAGGCCCUGGAGAAAGAGGAGAAGAGGAGCCCACAGGUGACCCGGGCCGGCCCUCGCCACUCCCCACACCACGUGGUUAGGUGGGUAGAGCCCACGGCCCUGUGCAAGGAGCUCCUGCUUCCCCUGGAGCCCUUGCCUCCGCGCGGGGCCCGCCUGCUGCUGACGGGCCUCCACGCCUGCGGGGACCUGAGCGUCGCCUUGCUGAGGCACUUCUCCUGCCCCGAGGUGGUGGCCCUGGCCUCGGUGGGCUGCUGCUACAUGAAGUUGAGUGAGCCUGGCGGCUACCCACUGAGUCAGUGGGUGGCGGGGCUUCGUGGCUCCGAGCUGCCCUACAGGCUGCGGGAGGGGGCCUGCCACGCCUUGGAGGACUACGCCGAGCGGCUACAGAGAGCGGGCCCCGGGCUCCGCACCCACUGCUAUCGGGCGGCACUGGAGACGGUCAUCCGGGGCGCCCGGCCCGAGCUUCGACGGCCAGGCGUGCAGGGGAUCCCCAGGGUCCACGAGCUCAAGAUCGAAGAAUACGUACAGCGGGGGCUGCGGCGGGUGGGGCUGGAUCCCCAGCUGCCACUGAACCUGGCUGCCCUUCGGGCCCACCAGGCCCAGGAGAACCGAGUGGUGGCCUUCUUCAGCCUGGCCCUGCUCCUGGCCCCGCUGGUGGAGACACUGAUUCUGCUGGACCGGCUGCUCUGCCUUCAAGAGCAGGGCUUCCAUGCUGAGCUCCUGCCCAUCUUUAGUCCUGAACUCUCGCCCAGGAACCUAGUUCUGGUGGCCACCAAGAGUCCCCUGGGUGAGGCCUUCUCUCUUCUGGAAACUGAAGACAGCUGACGAACUCCAUCUGGAAUUCACCCAGAGGACCAGCCUCCUAGCUUCCUGCAACCCUGGCCUCUCCCUCCCCAUGUCAAUAUAAUACUAUGUAAAGGUUUAUUUAUAAUUUAUUAAAUAAAUGAAAUCUUUAUUUCUC
Prionailurus viverrinus (fishing cat) is the source of this 2981-nucleotide messenger RNA. It is a transcript of the gene METTL25B, whose product is annotated as methyltransferase like 25B. Gene Ontology annotation, molecular function: rRNA (adenine-N6,N6-)-dimethyltransferase activity. Gene Ontology annotation, biological process: rRNA modification. The coding region runs from base 1535 to 2845 and encodes 436 amino acids. NCBI's taxonomy places the organism in Eukaryota, Metazoa, Chordata, Mammalia, Carnivora, Felidae. The record is from RefSeq and is a predicted model, not a curated record. The transcript is spliced from 7 exons.